Messenger RNA from Humulus lupulus (European hop), 1812 nucleotides. RefSeq lists its product as uncharacterized. The transcript is spliced from 6 exons. The record is from RefSeq and is a predicted model, not a curated record. NCBI's taxonomy places the organism in Eukaryota, Viridiplantae, Streptophyta, Magnoliopsida, Rosales, Cannabaceae. The coding region runs from base 1 to 1812 and encodes 603 amino acids.
AUGGCUCAUCCCUCUAUUGGAAUCAAUAUGAGUUCAAAGCAUCCAUGCUCAGCUUCUUCUCUUGCUCUCAAAUUCUUGUGUUUAUGUGCUGAGAUGAACUUCAAAGAAACUUUUUUGGCAACAGUUUGCAAGAGAGCUACAAAGGAAUAUGAGAAUGGAGCUAGGGAGUUUGUGAAGACUACAAUAAUUAAUGCUGGUUUUCUGAAAAAGAUUAUUUGUCUUUGCAACAAAUGCCAGAAUUUAAGACAUCAACUUUCAGAUGAAGUUGUUGAACACUUGGUGGUGUAUGGCAUGGACAAAUCUUAUAAAACAUGGUUCCAUCAUGGAGAAGAUCUACAUCAAAAUAGCACGACAAAUAUUAGGUCUUCAAAUGAUGUAUUUCAAACUGCUAAAGUAUAUUCGACUAAUGAUGUUGAAGCAUAUUCGACUAAUGUAGAUGAUUUAGAUUAUGAUAAUAGCGAUGAAGAUUUUAAUAGGAUAUUGUUGGAUGCAGAAUCACCAUUGUAUGAAGGUUGCUUAAAGUACACUGAACUUUCAUCUAUUGUUGGCCUAUAUAAUCUGAAAACAAAGCAUGGAUUCUCAGAUAUCAAAGCUAUGUUGCCAGAAGAUAAUCUACUUCUAACAUCUAUGUAUGCAGUUAACAAGUUUCUGAAGAAGUUUAAUCUUAACUAUAAGCAUGUCCAUACUUGUGUUAAUGAUUGUUGUUUGUUUACGAAAGAAAAUAUUGAGGCCCAAGAAUGUCCCAAGUGUAAUUCUUCAAGAUGGAAACAAAAUGUGCACACAAAUGAGAUUUUACUAGGCCAACCUACAAAGUUGUUGAGAUAUUUUCCCAUUACACCAAGGCUUCAAAGGAUGUUUAGAUCCAAGGAGACAUCUACAAGUCUAAAGUGGCAUUUUACUAAUAAAAGCACAGAUGGGAAGAUGUGCCACCCAGUAGAUUCAGAGGCUUGGGAUGCAAUUAAUGAGAGAUGGCCAGAUUUUUCACUUGAACCUAACAACCUUCGAUUAGGACUUGCUGCUGAUGGCAUUAACCCUUAUAAAAGUAUGAGUUUUGCAUACAGCUGCUGGCCAGUAAUGCUCAUUGUAUACAAUUUACCACCAUUGUGCUUGAAGGAUGAGUUUACCUUUCUAUAUAUGUUGAUUCCUGGACCAAAGAAACCUAGAAAUGAGAUAGAUGUUUAUUUGGAGCCCUUAAUAGAUGAAUUACUUGAACUAUGGAAUGGCGUUUAUGCGUAUGAUGCUUCUACGAAGAAAAUUUUCAAUUUAAGGCAUAGUAAGAAGAUGUCUUAUUGCAAUCAUACUAGAUUUCUACCAACACAACAUCGUUAUCGAAGGAAGAAGUAUACAUCCAAGUUAAGUGAAAAAGCUUCAGAAUGUCCAACUAUAUUGACUGGGAAGUCAAAAGAUCACUAUGAAUCGAGAUUAUAUUUGGAAGAGAUGGGUAUCAUGACGAAUCUCCAUCCUUACAAAGAAAAUGGCAUCAUUCAUCUUCCUUCCGCAGCCUACACAUUAUCAAAAGUUGAUAAGAAGUUAUUUUGUAAGAGGCUAUUUGACUUGAAAUUGCCUUAUGGUUAUAGUUCUAACAUUAGCAAUUGUGUAGAUGUGGAGAAACGAAAGUUGACGGGUCUUAAAUCUCAUGAUUAUCAUGUGAUUAUGCAACAAUUGUUAGUUGUUGCUAUAAAGGGUUUAAUGGAAGAAGGUUGUAGAGUAACAAUUCUUCAACUUUCUAAGUUUUUUUAUGGAUUGUGUCAGCGUGUGGUUGACAAUGAGGAGAUUAUAAAGUUGGAAUUUGAAGCUGUUGAAAUUCUUUGA